Molecule: messenger RNA, 5210 nt
Organism: Oncorhynchus keta (chum salmon)
Lineage: Eukaryota; Metazoa; Chordata; Actinopteri; Salmoniformes; Salmonidae
Gene: slc25a25b
Product: solute carrier family 25 member 25b
Exons: 9
Coding region: 555-2054 (499 amino acids)
Biological process (GO): transmembrane transport
Cellular component (GO): mitochondrial inner membrane
Molecular function (GO): calcium ion binding; ATP transmembrane transporter activity
Source: RefSeq, a predicted model, not a curated record
CACUGUAGCUCCUGUCUCAGUCUUAACCUCUCAGUAGAUGAUAUGCAGCAGAGAUGCAGCCAAGGUAGUAUCGAACUAAACUCAAGAUAUCAGUUGCAGUUGCAUCAUUCUUUAGUCUUUAACAGAAGUUACAUGUUAGUGGUUUAAGAGUUUGUCCAUACAAUCGUUUUGAUUGGAACAGUUUAGUCCUGCAUAUAUGGCUGCAUUAAAGCUACAGCUAAAUUAAUGUUAUUGUUUAGGCAGAGUAGAACUUAUGGUGUGCGUUGAUUUGAAAGAAAAGUGCCACUAAUACUGACUGAUACAUCUGAGGAAGGAUGGUGAAAGGAGGAGCACAGCUGAGUGCACACAGGAAAAGGGGCUUUUGGAGCUGAAGCAGUGACGCGGAAGAAACUUGAAGGACCCUCUUUUGCAUUCUGCGGUUGUCUUCACCUGCCCUCGCUGUGAAUUCUCUUUCUACCGGCGCAGAACUCUUACCUCGGCUGACACCCACCUUUCUAAUUGUGUGUUGGCACCGGCUUUUCAGCACCCCGACGAGCAUCAGUCUAGAGACGAGGAUGCUGCAGAGUGUGUGGACUUCCCUAUGCCAAUGGUUUGUGGGAAGGACAGAGUGUGAGCCCGUGGGAACCCAGUCACCGGAGGAGAGCGAAGCGGAGGUUUCAGUCAGUGGAAAGACUGCCAAGAAAACUGGACUCGAGGGAGACCUUGACACAUCUGCCAGGGAUGACAAGGGCAGGAGUGAUGGUGCACCUGCGAAGAAGACCACAGUGUUAAUCAUGGUGGUGCCCCCUGAUGGCUUUCAACAGAAAAUAGUGAAAGCGGGAGACAAGGACCUGGAUGGCCAGCUGGAUUUUGAGGAGUUUGUCCACUACCUGAGAGAUCACGAGAAGAAACUUCGGCUGGUCUUCAAGAGCCUGGACAAGAAGAACGAUGGUCACAUUGACUCGCAGGAAAUCAUGCAGUCCCUUCGAGACCUGGGGGUUAACAUCUCUGAGCAGCAGGCUGAGAAGAUCCUCAAAAGCAUGGACAAGAACGGCACGAUGACCAUCGACUGGAACGAGUGGAGAGACUACCACCUGCUGCACCCUGCUGAUAACAUUCCUGAGAUCAUCCUGUACUGGAAACACUCUACGAUCUUCGAUGUUGGGGAGAGUCUGAUGGUCCCAGAUGAGUUCACCGCCGAGGAGAAGAAGACUGGGAUGUGGUGGCGACACCUAGUGGCUGGAGGGGCAGCUGGCGCCGUGUCUCGAACCUGCACAGCACCUCUGGACCGGCUCAAAGUGCUCAUGCAGGUUCACGCCACCCGUACCAACAGCAUGUGCAUCGCCGGCGGCUUCACCCACAUGAUCCGUGAGGGCGGCAUGAGGUCGCUGUGGCGAGGCAAUGGCAUGAACGUCAUCAAGAUUGCCCCCGAGUCGGCCAUCAAGUUCAUGGCUUACGAGCAGAUCAAACGGUUGAUAGGCAGCAACCAGGAGACCCUGGGCAUCCUGGAGAGGUUUGUGGCUGGAUCCCUGGCUGGAGCCAUCGCUCAGAGCAGCAUCUACCCCAUGGAGGUGUUAAAGACCCGCCUAGCCCUGAGGAACACGGGACAGUUCUCUGGCAUCGUUGACUGUGCCAAACACAUCUUCCGGAAGGAGGGCAUGGCCGCCUUCUACAAGGGCUACAUUCCCAACUUGAUAGGCAUCAUCCCCUACGCUGGCAUUGACCUGGCCGUCUACGAGACUCUGAAGAACUCAUGGCUGCAGCGCUACGCCACAGACAGUGCAGACCCCGGGGUGUUUGUCCUUUUAGCCUGCGGUACCACUUCCAGCACCUGUGGCCAGCUGGCUAGCUACCCCCUGGCCCUGGUCAGGACCCGCAUGCAGGCACAAGCCACCAUCGAGGGCGGUCCCCAGAUGACCAUGUCAGGGCUGUUUAAACACAUCGUGAAGACUGAGGGCGUGUUUGGACUCUACCGGGGCCUGGCCCCGAACUUCAUGAAGGUCAUUCCAGCAGUCAGCAUCAGCUACGUGGUCUACGAGAACCUCAAGAUAAGCUUGGGGGUCGUGUCUCGGUGAGGACCAGGAGGAAAGGGAGAGAGCAUCUCCCCUAAAAACCAAACGGUUAUUUUUUGCUUUUCUUUUUGGAGAGAAAAAAAGGAGAGCGAAGAGUAGGAGACUGAGUGAGAAGAGUUGCCAAGCAACGGAGCAGGUGACUAGGAAAGAAGGGGUUGUUGCUGGGGUUGUUGGAAACGUUGUCUCAUUCUGUGAAUGUUAUGAGGACAGGUGGGUCGAGGUGGAUGGAAGGGGGAGAUAUAUACUACAACACAAACAACUAAAACGGGAUUCUCCAACCCUGUUCCUGGAGAGCUACUGUCCUGCAAAAACUCCAGGAGGGUAGCUCCAACUCCCCUACCAGGAACUGGGUUGAAGAACUUUGGACUAAAUGAAGUGAUGGACGGAUGUGGACGGACACUGUGACUUGGAGGGAGGUAUGGGGAUCCUCUCUCAUAGAUGUAACCUUUAAUCAUCAUUAUUUAAUGUGUUAUUUUGUUAUCAGUCCAGAGGCACUUCACCAUGAGUCCACUGUUGGCUUUUUUUAAAUCAAACACGAAGACGCAGGUUAACUAAAAAGCAAUCUCUUCACUGGAACACCAACAUUCUCCAACCAGCUUGAAGUUUGCUAAUAAUAAUGUAUUUAGGGACCAAGAAGCCGCUUUUGUUCGUGACUGUUCCAUUAUGGUGGCUGUUGUAUGUUUGUGGGAACUGGGGACUGACCAAAUCAACUGGGGGAGCACAUAUCAAGUAAAUGUUUGACCCUUCGUCCCUUAGUACUAUCCUAUAGGUGGCAGUAUUGGUUAACCUAUCUGGCUUGUGAAAGACAACCAAAGCCUAAUUCACGACAAAGGGCUUUUCUGAUUGUCAUCUGAAAUUUUCUUAUGUAUUAUCAGUCUCCCUUUAACGCAGCACUCCCCAAUUCGGCAACUAUUAGGGCACUAGCUGUGGCAAAUUUGUCUCGAGGGAGAAAACCUCAACUCAGAAUUUUGGUUUAACUGAUUAAUUCCUGUAUUGUUUUGCCCCAUUCAAAGAAAUCCAAAUUGUGGUUUUCCUUUUUCUCAUUGUUUGACUUGAUAAGAAUGUUAAACUGAUUUGAACUGAAAAGGUGAUGCAGGUUGAAUGCCCAUAGUGUCUUAUUGUCCACUUAAAACAGCUGGUAAGAAGAUGUGUGUGUCUUGAUGCUAAUUUAUUUUUGUAUUGUAACCAGAUAUUUAUUUAAAUGUGGUCCGUACAGACAGCACUCAAAUAUUAGAUGCUGCUAGCAUAUAAGUUUAGUUACAAUACUAUAACAACAUAUUCAGCAACUGUUUAUAUAUUUUAUUUAGCAAUUAUGAUGCAACACACAUUGAUUAGCCUACCUAUUGAUCAAGGUUUGAGGUGUUACGUUGUCACUACCUGUUUAACAUUUCGGACAGGAAGUCCUGAUUUUGACAUUUGUUUCUCCGGGACCUUCUCUGCACCUGAAGUCUACAGUCUGUAAAUGCGUGAAUUUCCAGGAUGCAGGAUAUUCCAUGUCCCUUUUCAAUAAGUCUGUGAGGGCGUGGUGGCGUAGUGCAGCCUUAGUCAAAGUGCAAGACACUGGGAGACACGGCAUCAGCAAGUGUGGGAGUGCUCUGUCUCCAGGGCCGCAGAAUGGAGAAAAAUAUCUGCAAUGGGAUAGGGCAAUGGUCUGUGUGAAUGAGGACCUGUGUGCAUGAGGUCUCAUUUUGCUCCAUUACAUUUAAACUGAAAUGUGCAAACACUUCCACCACCAAGCUUCCUCUCACUGCACUUAAACAAGAAACACUUAAUAAUGCACUUUAAGGUAAUUUUCUUUAACUUGAACCAGACUUGAAUCUCUUUUUUUUUCUCACUGAAAUCAAAUGAGGGAUUGCUGGCAUUGCAUUGUGGUGUUUUUUUUAUCAUACAUUUGACUGAAAUGAUUCAUAUUAAAGGCCCAGUGCAGUCAAAAACAAGAUUUUCUUGUGUUUUAUAUGUAUAUUUCCAAACUGACGUUGGAAUAAUACUGUGAAAUUGUGAAAAUUAUAAUGCCCUGUUAGUAUAAGAGCUGUUUGAAAAGACUGCCUGAAUUUUCAGCUUGUUUUGGUGGGAUGGAGUUUGGCCUUCCAUGGUGACAUCACCAUGCUGUAAAUUAGUUAAUAGACCAAUAAUGAGUUCCAAACCUCUCCGCCCAUAACAGCACAUUUUCUGUUUUCCCCUUCUAACUCAGACCAUUCCCAGACAGUCGAGGGCGAAAUUCUUGCUUGAGAAAUUGCUCUUUGAUAAGAAGCUAUUUUUGUUUAUUUUUGAUCAUUUUAAUUGAAAACAAUCCCAGUAAGGUACUUAAUUGUUACCCAGAAAUUAUUUGAUUUUGAGAUAAAAAUGGCUGCAUUGGACCUUUUAAGUGUUAUAUGGAGCGUGAAUCAAGGCUGAUAUAUUAUUUGUUGUCAGGAUUAAUGUCUCAAAAGCUGUUUGUCCUGUAUGCUGAAGGCCUUAUUUUACCUGAGAUCCAUGAAUCGACUUUUUGAUUCAUGGACUCAGUUUCCAGAGGAUGGAGAGAGAAAUUGGUUUAAGUCAUUUAUUUUGUUCCAUCCUCAGGGAGAAUUUAGUAGUUUGGGGCUAACACAUUUUCUCAUUAUUCCCCCUGUCAAUGUUUCCCAGUGUUCGCUAGGCAGUGUCAGUUUCCCUAGUCUUCACUGUCCUCUCACUGCAUGUAUUUAUAAAGGGGAAAUUAUAUGCAUAAAAAUGUUGACACAUGGUUGUCAUUAUUUGGCUAAAGGCUUUUUCUGCUUGGCACAGCUCCACAAAAAUAAGUUAUCUUUUACACUUUUGCUUUAGUGCAAAUAUCAGAGCCUGAAUCCAUAUAUUCUGUCCACAAGAGGAUGGAAAAGGCUGUCUAUAGUGUUGUACUCCAACUAAGGAUACCACUCCAUACUGCCUGAAAUGUAGCGCAUGCUCCUGCAUUGACGAGCAGGCAAUCAGACUCAUCGCUUUUGUAAACUUGAAAUGCACUGCACAUGGUCCCCCCGUUUAUUGCUUUAGGCUGAAAUGUAUAGUAUCUAUAUAUUAGUCUUUUAGAUGGUCUCUUUUGAAUCAAAAUAGCUCAUUCAUGGUAUCUAAAUAUUUUACAAAAAGUAUACAGACUAAAUCCUGACUAUAUUUAAAAAAGUAUUAAAAUAUGUAAUUGAAAACAAUUGU